UGCUUCUUGCGUCACUCUGUCAGAUUGCCGGCAGAAACGAAAGUAAAAACAAGCGCUUGCUUUCUCUCUGCUCUGUCAUUGAAAGCACAGCUGAGCAUAUCUUCCACAGCCAUGGAGCAAGCCGACAUAGACGAGGGCUUAUAUUCACGGCAGCUGUAUGUCCUGGGCCAUGAUGCAAUGCGGCGCAUGGGAGAGGCAAAUGUCCUUAUAUGUGGGAUGAGAGGUCUCGGGGUGGAGGUGGCCAAGAACGUAAUUCUGGCUGGAGUUGGUUCAGUGACCAUCCACGACGAGGGGACGACCGAAUGGGGAGACCUGUCCUCUCAGUUUUACCUAAAAGAGAGUGACCUGGGGAAGAACCGGGCAGUUUGCUGUGAAAAACACCUUGCCCGCUUAAAUAGCAAUGUUCGACUUUCCGCCCAUACUGUAACCCUAAAUAAGGACUUUCUGCACAAAUUCCAGGUAGUGGUUCUCACAGAUUCCUCAUUAGAAGAGCAGCUUUCAGUGGCUGCAUUCUGCCACUCCAACAACAUCAGAUUUAUUUUGGCUGACACCAAAGGACUUUGUGGACAGUUGUUCUGUGACUUUGGAGAAAAGUUUCUGGUCAAAGACACUGAUGGGGAGCCGCCAAGUGUGUCCAUGAUUGCUCAUAUCUCCAAGGGAAAUCCAGGUAUAGUCACAUGCACAGACGACCAGGGCACCUUCACCGAUGGCAUGCGUGUUGUCUUCUCCGGGGUUCAGGGCAUGACGGAGCUCAACAGCUCUGGGCCUAUUGAAAUCAAAAUGAUAGACAGCUACUCCUUCAGUAUUUGUGACACCUCGAAUUUCUCUGAAUAUGAGAAGGGUGGAGUGGCAACUGAAGUCAAAGAAACGAAGACACUUAGUUUUAUACCUCUAGAUGCUGCUGUGGAGGAAGUGAUGCAAGAUCCUGAGCUACUGGUGCUCACUGAUUAUGGAAAAGUUCAGAGAAAUCAAUCUCUUCACCUGGGCUUCCGAGCACUGCAGGAGUUCCAGCGGAAAUACAGUCGACUGCCCAAACCCAGGAACCAGGGGGAUGCUGAGCUACUGCUUGCCAUGGCGAGGCAGCUCAGUGCAGCUGCACGAUUUGACGAGUUUGACGAGGAAGUCGUGAGGAAACUGUCUCUUUGUGCCAGGGGCAAUUUGGCUCCCAUCAAUGCUUUCAUUGGAGGACUGGCUGCCCAGGAGGUGAUGAAGGCUUGCAGUGGUAAGUUCACUCCACUCAAACAGUGGCUCUACUUUGAUGCUCUGGAGUGCCUUCCUGAGCAGGAGGACAGUGACAGAGGACUGACAGAAGAAGCCUGUGCUCCAAGAGACAGUCGCUAUGACGGUCAGAUUGCUGUGUUCGGCUCUGAUUUCCAAGAGAAACUGAAGAAACAGAGAUAUUUUCUGGUGGGUGCUGGUGCCAUUGGCUGUGAGCUUCUGAAAAACUUUGCCCUGAUUGGCCUUGGUGCUGGAGAGGGCGGGCACAUCACAGUGACAGACAUGGAUUCGAUCGAGAGGUCCAAUCUGAAUCGUCAAUUCCUGUUUAGGUCAGAGGAUAUUGGGAAGCAGAAAUCAGAGGUGGCAGCUGAGGCUGUGCGUAAAAUAAAUCCCAGUAUGAAUAUCACAUCUCACCAGAACCGUGUGUGUCAGGAGAGCGAGGGCAUCUACACACACCAGUUCUACAGCAGCCUGGAUGGAGUGGCAGCAGCUCUGGAUAAUGUGGAAGCCCGAGUGUAUCUGGAUGAGCGCUGUGUGCAGUACCAAAAACCCAUGUUAGAGGGGGGGACUCUGGGUGGUAAAGGUCAUACUCUGGUGGUGGUUCCACACCUGACUGAAUCCUAUGGACCAGCACCGUCUUCAGGACAGAACGCUAUUCCACUGUGCACACUGAAGCACUUCCCUCAUCGCAUAGAACACACUCUGCAGUGGGCCAGAGAGCAAUUCGAGGGCCUUUUCAAGCACACACCAGAGAAUGUGAACCAGUAUCUAAGCGAUGCUGAAUUCUGGGCUCGUACUGUUGACCGAGGGGAGGCCGAGGCUGUCGAGGUGGUGGAGGCAGUGUAUAGACGUCUGAAGGACCGACCCAAUGACUGGCAGGAUUGUGUGACCUGGGCUCGUUUGCAGUGGGAGAACUUUUACAACAAUGACAUCGCACAGCUGCUCCACUGCUUCCCUCCUGACCAUGUAACAAGCUCAGAUCUGCCUUUCUGGAUGGGAGCUAAAAGAUGUCCUCACCCCUUAACUUUUGACACAGCCAAUACCACCCAUAUGGAUUUUAUUGUGGCCUCCGCUAACUUAUAUGGGCAGAUCUAUGGGAUUAAGGGAUCAACAGACCAUGAUGACAUGAUGAAGAUCCUGGAAGGAGUGCAUGUGCCUGCGUUUCACCCAAAAUCCAGUGUGACGAUCGCAGUGAUGGACGAGGACCUGAAGGAAAGCAUGGAGGAGCGAAAGGACGAGGACAAAGCCAAGCUGGAUGAGCUAAAGCAGAAACUGUCAAGCUUCCAGCCAGCCAGCCAGACGUCUCAGAUGUUCCCACUAGAAUUUGAAAAGGAUGAUGACAGUAAUUUCCACAUGGACUUUAUAGUGGCAGCGUCUAACCUGAGGGCAGAGAAUUAUGACAUACCAGCAGCAGAUCGGCACAAGAGCAAGCUCAUUGCCGGUCGCAUCAUCCCUGCUAUUGCCACAACCACAGCAGCAACAUCAGGCCUCAUGUGUCUGGAACUGUAUAAGCUGGUGCAGGGCCACCAGCAAAUCAGCUCGUUCCGUAGUUCAUUCAUUAACCUGGCAGCCAGUUACUACAUCAUGUUACAGCCGUGCAAGGAUCCAAGGUUCACAGUUGCAGGGAAAGAGUACUCCCUUUGGGAUGAGCUCCUGGUGCGGGGAAGAAAAGAAGGACAGGAGGAAAUGACAGUGGAAGAGCUGCUGAAACACGUCAAGGAAAACUAUAACUUGACCAUCACGGCUCUGUUUUACGGAUCUGCAGUGUUGUAUGCUGAUUACUCCAAUCAUGCAGAUCGACUUAAAAAGAGAGUGUCAGACGUUGUCCAGAUGGUCACCAAGACUGAGAUUCCAGCUCACAAGCAGAUGCUGGAGAUCAUUCCAUCUUUUGCUGAAGAUGAGGACUGUGAGAAGGUUCCACCAGUUAGGUACCUCUUUAGAUGAAGUUAGCAAGAUGGGAAAGAAAAAUAAAAUCUGCAAUAUUUACUGUCAGCUUUAUCAUAUUGUUAUAGUCUCUUUAAUUAGCUUUUUACAAUGUUUGCUCUAUGAUUUUUCGGAUUUUUUUCCGAAUAUACACUCACCGUACACUUUAAUAGGAACACCUGUACACCUGAUGAUUCAUGCAGUUAUCUAAUCAGCCAAUCAUGUUGCAGCAUCACAAUGCAUAAAAUCAUGCACAUACAGGUCGAGCUUCAGUUAAUGUUCACAUCAGGAUCUAAUAUUCUCGGUAACAUAUCGUAUGUUGAGUCAAAGAUAGUCAUCAAAUACAGAAAUUUAAAUUAAAAAAGAUUUAUUGACAGGAAUCAGAUAACUGUUGACUGCUUUGUAUGUCCUCUACCUUGUGAGACAAUGUGACACUGCCACUAUUCACCCCAGCCUUUUGUUAUGCACCACUGAACACACACUGCUAUCAGCUUAUCACAUUAACACAAUCUAAAGACAAUAAAGAAUACUCUAAUCUUG
This is a messenger RNA of Pangasianodon hypophthalmus (striped catfish), 3681 nucleotides long. It is a transcript of the gene uba7, whose product is annotated as ubiquitin-like modifier activating enzyme 7. Bases 112 to 3162 code for a protein of 1016 amino acids. The record is from RefSeq and is a predicted model, not a curated record. The transcript has 24 exons. Gene Ontology annotation, cellular component: nucleus; cytoplasm. Lineage: Eukaryota; Metazoa; Chordata; Actinopteri; Siluriformes; Pangasiidae. Gene Ontology annotation, molecular function: ubiquitin activating enzyme activity. Gene Ontology annotation, biological process: DNA damage response; ubiquitin-dependent protein catabolic process; protein ubiquitination.